CACUGUUCAGAGUAAAGAGCCGAUGACACAGGCUCUGUCAUGUGAUCAGCUGUGUCCAAUCACAGCUGAUCGCAUGGCACUGAUGAUCAGUGUAGCCCCAUCACUGCCACCUAUCAGUGCCCAUCAAUGCCACCUGUCAGUGCUUACCAGUGCACAUCAAUGCUAGAUAUCAGUGCCCAUCAGAGCUGCCAUUCAGUGGCAACUAUGGAUGCCAGUCAGUGCUUCCUAUCAGUGCCACCUAUCAGUGCAAGUCAGUUCCACCUGUCAGUGCCACCUAACAGUUCCAAUCAGUGCCACCUUUUAGUGCCAGUGUUGCCUAUCAGUGCCAUAUGAGUGUUGCCUUUCAGUGCCCAUCAGUGA
Messenger RNA from Staurois parvus, 360 nucleotides. NCBI's taxonomy places the organism in Eukaryota, Metazoa, Chordata, Amphibia, Anura, Ranidae. The record is from the annotation of a GenBank genome assembly.